CAACGUUUGUUCCAAUGUUCCAGCGGGGAUGGUUUAGCAGUUGCACAGCUGCUACCGCAUGACGUUCAACUGGACUGUGAAUAAAUGAAGAAUAAAAAUUAGAAGAAUGUCCGACGGGGUGAUGGACGYGGCGAUGGAAGAAACCACAGAAAGAGGAAGAGAUGUAGCUGCAAAAGGCGAAGCUACCAUCAAAGCAGAGUUUCUUACCACCAAAGAGAAGUUUCAUGGGUUUAUUGACUCAGAGUGGCGGGACUCUAAAGGGGAGAAGACCAGUGAUGAUAAUGUCACACCUGAAGAAAMAUCUGUGGAAGAACCCGAACCUAAAAAACUCAAGUUGGACUCUGAGGUGGAGAAGAAGGCAGACAAGAAAAGAUUUCGAGGACAGAAUAAGUCUAGACCCCACACAAAGCCCACCACUUAUGAAGAAAAGCGGCUGUGUCUGUCAGUUCUUCAGGACAGAGAAUGCACCUUUGGAGAAAAGUGCCGCUUUCUUCAUGACGUUGCAGAAUACAUGGCCUCUAAACCCGCUGACAUCGGGGAACGCUGCUACCUGUAUGACACGUUUGGAAAGUGUGACUACGGACUCACCUGCCGCUUCGCUAAGGCACAUAAUACACCCGACUUCAAAACCAUGGAGAAGGCAGACCUUGUGAAGGAGUACGAAGGCAGGAUUGUGGUGAAGAACAGCUUGAGCAAAGACCUGCAGUUUCGUCUGAGGAAGCGUUCGGUGACCUUCAACAAGUCAGAGGAGUACCUGAAAACACUUUCAAACGACAAAGAUAAAAAGAAACAGCACGGGAGAGGUGACGUUUGUGCUGCUGAACUUUCAACAGACCAAAAAGCAGAAAGCGAGCAUAUUCCUAAUGAAACACAGCUGCACACCAUCCCAGACACACCUCCUCCUGUGAAGACCUUAGGCCCUCUAACUGAUGCAGAUGUCAUCAAACUGCGCCCCUGYGAAAAGAAGCAGGUGGACUUCCACGACAAAAUCUACCUUGCUCCUUUAACAACAUGUGGAAACCUGCCUUUCCGUCGCGUGUGCAAACGCUUCGGCGUGGACAUCACCUGUGGGGAGAUGGCCAUGUGCACAAAUCUGCUGCAGGGGCAUCAGUCAGAGUGGGCUCUUCUCAAAAGACAUGAAAGCGAGGAUCUUUUUGGCGUGCAGGUGGAAGGAUGUUUCCCUGAUACCAUGACGAGGUGUGCAGAGCUCAUCAACAGCUACACUGAGGUUGAUUUCGUGGACAUCAACUCUGGAUGCCCCAUUGACAUUGUUUACAAAAAGGGAGGAGGCUGUGGCUUGAUGACGCGGACCAGAAAAUUUGAACAAAUAGUCAAAGGAAUGAAUUAUGUCCUUGAUGUGCCUUUAACAGUCAAGAUCCGAACUGGUGUUCAGGAGAAGUCCAACGUAGCGCAUAAACUCAUCCCAGAAAUGAAGAACUGGGGCGUCUCCAUGAUCACUUUGCAUGGCAGAUCCAAGGAGCAGCGCUACACAAAGUUAGCUGAUUGGGAUUAUAUCGAUACAUGUGCCAAGCUGGCGAGCCCGGUCCCAUUGUUUGGUAUUUAGAUUUAUAGGCUUCAAAAUUAAAUCAGGUUUUUAUGUUUAAUGUGUUUUGCUUUCUGCAGAGGAGCUCUCAUCAAGCCUUGGAUCUUCACUGAGAUAAAGGAGAGCAGACACUGGGACAUCUCGUCCAGCGAGCGACUGGAUAUCCUCAAAGAUUUCACCAACUUCGGCCUGGAGCACUGGGGCUCUGACACUCGAGGUGUGGAGAAAACCCGCAACUUCAUGCUGGAGUGGCUCUCUUUCAUGUGCAGAUACAUUCCUGUGGGCUUGUUGGAGCGAGUUCCUCAGAAGAUCAAUGAGAGACCUCCGUACUACAUGGGCAGGAACUACUUGGAGACCCUGAUGGCUAGUCAGAAUGUUGGAGACUGGAUCAGGAUCAGUGAAAUGCUGCUUGGUCCAGUGCCGAAGAAUUUCAACUUUUUACCUAAACAUAAAGCAAACGCCUACAAGUGAUUGUUUUAUUUAUUACUUCUUUUUUUUUUUUUUGCGUUUGUGACUUUUGAGAAGAAUCCAGGCUUUUAUGUGUCUGCUUUUUUUAAAUACAGUAUAUCUAUAGAAAACAAGCUCAAGCAAAGAAGAAACKUUGUUUUGUAAAUGAUAGUCUAAGAAAGAUUUGUUUGUGUUGCAGUGGAAUACUGAGGUGCCUAACUCAAAAGAUAAUGCAUAAAAUUGAUUUGCUYCAUAAAUA
Molecule: messenger RNA, 2249 nt
Organism: Austrofundulus limnaeus
Lineage: Eukaryota; Metazoa; Chordata; Actinopteri; Cyprinodontiformes; Rivulidae
Gene: dus3l
Product: dihydrouridine synthase 3-like (S. cerevisiae)
Exons: 15
Biological process (GO): tRNA processing
Molecular function (GO): tRNA dihydrouridine synthase activity; metal ion binding; RNA binding
Source: RefSeq, a predicted model, not a curated record